This is a messenger RNA of Nanorana parkeri, 984 nucleotides long. RefSeq names its product olfactory receptor 476-like. The record is from RefSeq and is a predicted model, not a curated record. NCBI's taxonomy places the organism in Eukaryota, Metazoa, Chordata, Amphibia, Anura, Dicroglossidae. The coding region runs from base 1 to 984 and encodes 327 amino acids. Gene Ontology annotation, cellular component: membrane. Gene Ontology annotation, molecular function: olfactory receptor activity; G protein-coupled receptor activity. Gene Ontology annotation, biological process: G protein-coupled receptor signaling pathway. The transcript has 2 exons.
AUGGCUUCUGCAGCAGCCCUGAUCUUGGCUGCCUAUAAAAGCAAUGUCACCACGAUCUUCUUUUUAGGGUUCUAUAAUAAAAGCACAUUUCAUUUACUGCUGUUCACAUUGCUUCUUCAGAUAUACAUUGUGACAAUAUGCGGAAACCUCCUGAUCAUCACGCUGGUGACCUACAGCAAGAUCCUCCAUUCUCCCAUGUACUUCUUCCUCACCCAGCUCUCUGUGACUGAUUUAAUGUUGACCACAGAUAUUACCCCUAAAAUGCUAAAUAUUAUACUACAUGAACAAGCUUCCAUAUCUCUUUCUGGCUGCAUUACACAGUAUUAUUUUUUUGCUUUAUCAGGAACAUCUGAAUGUUUUCUUCUGACGGUGAUGUCCUAUGACCGUUAUCUAGCCAUUUGUUCUCCUCUGCAUUACGUAUCUAUUAUGAACCAAUCGCUUUGCAUUAGAUUGGUUUUGAUAUCUUGGCUAUUGAGUUGCUCUGUUGCAUUAAUUUUAACACUUGCCCUAAGCCAACUACAAUUCUGUGGGCCAAAUACCAUUGAUGGUUUUUUCUGUGAUUUUAAUCCAUUGAUGGAACUUUCUUGUUCCGAUGUCUCUGUAGUUCAGUUAGAAGCUACCGUGUUGUCCAUCCCCGUGUUAGUUUUGCCAUUCCUUGUUAUAGUCAUUUCUUAUAUGUUUAUCAUUGUAACCAUAUCAAAAAUAUCAUCCUUUUCAGGAAGGCGGAAAUCUUUUUUUACGUGCAGUUCCCACCUAACGGUUGUGUCUAUGUAUUACGGGACUUUAAUUAUCAUGUAUAUUCUUCCAAAUGAAGAACACUCACAGAUAAUCACUAAGACGCUGUCUCUGUUGUACACUGUGUUAAUACCAUGUUUGAAUCCUUUUAUUUACAGCUUGAGAAAUAAAGAUAUUAAUGAAGCUUUCAGAUGCAGUAUACAUAACCAUCAAAUUUUUUUUUCGAAGGUUCAGGGGAAAAUUAUAUAA